AUGCUGUAUGGUGACACAAGUUCUUGGAAUCAUUUUGUCAAUACUGGCGAGAAAGGCCCACUCAACCAGAUUCAGGAUCUUCUUUUGCGGCAAGAAACUGGAGAGCGAGAUGUAUCUGCUAUCUUCCAGUACAUCAACUUUGGUCUCUGCAUAUUUGCUCGCAAGAUCAACCACUCCAACUUGACUUAUGAGCUCGUGACUUUGACCGAUCGCCUGAUGGAUCAUUCAAUCCAGAGGCUGUUGAACGACAAGCUCUACGACCGGAGGAAGCAGGGUGCUUUGGAGCUCGAGAAAAUUGUCCGCGAUUCCGUUUUCCAGGGCGAGCAGGAGAAGAUCAAAAAAAUCGUCGACCAGCUUUGCCAUGACUAUGCAUACGCCGUGCAUCAGCCCCACGCUCGGAAUGGAGGUUUGAUUGGAUUAGCUGCGGCUUCCAUUGCUCUCGGAUCUGAAGCUGUUGCACCAUACUUGAGUGAGAUUGUGCCGCCAGUGUUGGCAUGUUUCUCUGAUCAAGAUGCGAGGGUUCGAUACUACGCUUGUGAGAGCAUGUACAACAUUGCCAAGGUGGCCAAGGGCGAAAUACUGCUAUUCUUCAAUGAGAUCUUCGAUGCGUUGGCAAAGCUUGCAUCCGACUCGGAGCUUUCAGUGAAGAAUGGUGCGGAGCUUCUAGACCGACUGGUGAAAGACAUUGUUGCCGAGUCAGCGGCUUCAUAUGUUUCAAUUCUGUAUAUGAAUGAGAAGGACGCGCCGGAGUCAGAAAACCAGGAAGACCCUGAGCUUCCCAUGGCCUUCUCUCUCGCAAGGUUCAUUCCUUUGCUUCAAGAGCGCAUCCAUGUGAUCCAACCGUUCACUCGUAACUUUCUUGUCUCGUGGCUGACUCUCUUGGACACUAUCCCCGAUCUAGAGCUAGUGAGUUAUUUGCCAGACUUCCUUGAGGGUCUGAUCAAGUUCCUCGGCGGCCCGAACAACGAUGUGAACGUUGCGACACAAGCUUUGCUUGAUCGUUUCUUGCUGGAGAUUAAGAGGAUCACGCGACUGAAGAAAGGAAUCGAAGAAAGCCGCAAGAGCGAGAAAAGUAACAGACAUUCCGUUGCUAGCGACGUCAUGAGCAGUGCGACGGAGCAGAACAUGCAGACCGACGGCGCCAAUGACAUCGCUGUGGAAGACUCCGCGUCGGAAGCUUCCACCGACGAAUUCCUUCAAGCCGAUGGAGAUUGGAUCCCAGGUCAGGAUGUGCAGAUUGAUCAUCCAAAGAUCCUCGAUAUCCUAGUCGGCUUUGUCAACACAUUACAUGGUGAGGUCGAUGUUAUAUCGCUAUCGCGAUCAACUGCUUACAAUGAAACAGAGGAGGAAAUGCAACUGACAGCCCUUCGUUGGAUUGACGCAUUUUUCGAGAUCAGCCCUGAGGAUAUUCUUCCUUUUGUCCCGAGGCUUCUAACGCAGGUUCUCCCCGCCAUGUCCAGCGGCUCUGACUCUGUCAGGGCGGCUGCAAACCAAGUCAACACCUCUCUUAUGCAGUACAUCUACUCUCUUUCCAACGACACAACGGAAGAGCCUCAACCAAGCUCAUCAAGAAUACCUUUCGCUACGACCAGUAAAGAGACCAUCGAGCGACGAUCAUCUACCCCCGGAAUAAGGCCCUCGGAGACAUCGAGCAUUGAUGCAAGGAGGCACACGCGGGAAAAUUCACUGGCAGAGACCGCCCGCAGCAGCGGUGUUUCUACACCAUUGCCCACAACGGAUCUCGAUUACGCCGCCGCCGUCAACUCACUUACCCUACAGUUCCUCAACGAAAACGACAAAACCCGGGUUGCAGCUAUCGGAUGGCUCAUCAUGUUGCACCAGAAAGCCCCGCGGAAGGUCGUCGCCUUCAACGAUGGUACAUUCCCGGCUCUGCUGAAGACUCUAUCUGAUCCCUCAGACGCCGUUGUGACAAAGGACCUUCAACUUCUCUCGCAGAUUUCGAGGAACAGUGAAGAUAGCUAUUUUACCUCGUUCAUGGUGAACCUCCUGCAGUUGUUUUCCACUGACAGACAUCUACUGGAGGCACGUGGCAACCUGAUCAUCCGACAACUUUGUACCAAUUUGAGCCCCGAGCGGAUCUACCGGACGUUGGCAGAGUGCCUUGAGAAGGAAGAGGAUCUCGAGUUUGCCAGUAUCAUGGUCCAAAACUUGAACAACAAUCUCAUCACUGCGCCCGAGCUCUCAGAAUUGAGGAAGCGACUGAGGAAUCUUGACUCCAAAGAUGGUCAAUUGUUCUUUGUUUCACUCUUCCGAUCCUGGUGCCACAAUGGCGUCUCCACGUUUUCCCUCUGUCUCCUGGCUCAGGCGUAUGAGCAAGCAUACAACCUUCUUCAGAUCUUUGCCGAAUUGGAAAUGACUGUCAAUAUGUUGAUCCAAAUCGACAAGUUAGUGCAAUUAUUAGAAUCCCCGGUCUUCACAUAUCUCCGUCUCCAACUCCUCGAACCCGAAAAGUAUCCCUUCCUGUACAAAUGUCUCUACGGCGUCCUCAUGCUCCUCCCCCAGAGCUCCGCGUUCGCCGCCCUUAAGAACCGUCUCAACAGCGUCAGCAACAUUGGCUUCCUCCACAGCGGACCCCGCAAGUAUGGACCCUCUUUUUGCUCCUCAAUUGUUCCACAAUUGCCAAAUCCCUUUCGCAAGAAGAAUGAGACUAAAUUCCCCAGUACCAUCCCCACCGGACCCUCGGCCUUUGACCGUGCAAGCGGCACCCGCCUCAAGACCCGUGACGAAAACAACAUUCGCUGGGUGGAUCUCCUCGACAAAUUCAAAGCCGUUCAAGAGCGCACCCGUCGCUCCUCCUCCCAGCUACAUCGGAACCAAGACGCCCAGAACCCGACUCUGACCGCCGCGCUCUCCGCUGCCGCCGCCGAUGGCUCUCGGACACGACUCCCUGAUACUCCCCGUGGUGGGCCCUCUGUGGCCCCGGCAGGCCCUUCAGCCUCCGGUCCAGCCGGUGGACGUGCGUCGGAGCCUGGCACAAAGGGUAGUUCCUCUAUCCUUGGUUCCAGUCAUAAGCACAAAUCGAGUCUGCCAAAUCUCGGACGAUUGACCAUCGGAGGACGCAAGUCGAAGAAGUAA
Molecule: messenger RNA, 3096 nt
Organism: Penicillium salamii
Lineage: Eukaryota; Fungi; Ascomycota; Eurotiomycetes; Eurotiales; Aspergillaceae
Source: the annotation of a GenBank genome assembly